AUGUUGACAAAAACACAUGUUUAUUUAUUUAGCAGAAAACCAAGACUACCAGGAUCACCAGGAUUACCAGGACCACCAGGAUUACCAGGACCACCAGGACUACCAGGACCACCAGGAAUACCAGGACCACCAGGAUUACCAGGACCACCAGGAUUACUAGGACCACCAGGAUUACCAGGACCACCAGGACUACCAGGACUACCAGGACCACCAGGACUACCAGGACCACGAUUACCAGGGCCACCAGGAUUACCAGGACUACCAGGACCACCAGGAUUACCAGGACCAACAGGACUACCAGGACCACCAGGACUACGAGGACCACCAGGA
Messenger RNA from Melanotaenia boesemani (Boeseman's rainbowfish), 330 nucleotides. RefSeq names its product collagen alpha-4(IV) chain-like. NCBI's taxonomy places the organism in Eukaryota, Metazoa, Chordata, Actinopteri, Atheriniformes, Melanotaeniidae. The transcript is spliced from 2 exons. The annotation marks the transcript as partial. The record is from RefSeq and is a predicted model, not a curated record.